Molecule: messenger RNA, 1520 nt
Organism: Chenopodium quinoa (quinoa)
Lineage: Eukaryota; Viridiplantae; Streptophyta; Magnoliopsida; Caryophyllales; Amaranthaceae
Product: adenine phosphoribosyltransferase 2-like
Exons: 7
Coding region: 497-1129 (210 amino acids)
Biological process (GO): adenine salvage
Cellular component (GO): cytosol; cytoplasm
Molecular function (GO): adenine phosphoribosyltransferase activity
Source: RefSeq, a predicted model, not a curated record
UACAUUGGUUUUAACCAACACACUACACUCCCAAUAAAAAUACACACCAACUUCUUAUUUAAACCCCAACACUUCCUCUCUUUCUCUCUCAUAUCAACCCACAGAUUUAGAGAGAGAAAAACUCAAUUCAUAUUCAUAAAUAAAUUAAAAUACACAACAACAAACAACAGACAACCCAUUUCAUUUUUAGGAGGGAAAAACUAAAACUAAAAUCUCCUGCAACUUCUACUCACUAUUUACUCACUCUACUCUACUCUGUUACUGUCACUCUACUACUCUGCUUCACCCAACCAAAAAAAAAAAACUAAAAACUCAGAUUUUAGAGAGAGAAAGUGAAACUCCUAACAAAUUUGGAGAGAGAAACUGUGCAAAAUAACAAUUUCCCAGAAAUACCCAUCUUCAAUUUUGACCUAAUUUAACUUCUAAACUUGAAAAUUCUACUUCCAUUUUUGAAUUUUUUUAGAGAGAGAAAGUUAUAGAAAGAGAGAGAGAAAACAUGUUUGCUGCUGAGAAUGGGCUGAAAGGAGAUCCAAGGCUUCAAGCUAUUUCUGAAGCCAUUAGGGUUGUUCCUCAUUUUCCUAAACCAGGUAUAAUGUUCCAAGAUAUAACAACAUUAUUAUUGGACCCAGUAGCCUUCAAACAUACUAUUGAUAUAUUUGUUGACAGAUACAGAGACAUGAAUAUCUCUGUUGUUGCUGGGGUUGAAGCAAGAGGAUUUAUGUUUGGUCCACCAAUUGCUUUAGCUAUUGGCGCAAAGUUUGUACCAUUGCGUAAACCAAGAAAACUACCCGGGGAAGUGAUUUCGGAGUCAUAUGAGCUGGAGUACGGAACUGACUGUUUGGAGAUGCAUGUUGGGGCUGUUCAACCCGGUGAGCGUGCAUUGAUAAUUGAUGAUCUAGUUGCUACCGGUGGUACACUUUGUGCAGCAAUUGGACUUCUUGAACGGGUUGGCGCUGAGGUGGUUGAAUGUGCCUGUGUAAUUGGAUUGCCUGAAGUCAAGGAGAAGUUCAAGCUUAUUAGAGGAACUCCACUUUAUGUUCUUGUCGAGCCACGCCAGUUAGAAGACUGCCGUUUAAGGUCGAAAAUGGACAUGCGGAGAGAGGCUGAUGAAUUAGCUUUAACAAGUUGAAAAUUUGCAAGGAAAUUUCGAAACAGAGCUUCAAUCUCCUUCAUCUCAUGCAGUUUGAUGGUAAACAGCGGCUGAUUGAGCGCUAUUGAAGGUUGAAGGGAAUGAAAACUAGGAUGGAACGCACUGAUGUUUAUUAUUUGUAUCGAGGAUUGUAAUCUUACCCUUCAUUGCUAUCUAGACGACCAAACUCAAGUUAGAUAUGCACCUUAUUCAACAGAAUGUUUGUAUCAUCUUCAACUUAAAAUGUUUAUGCUCUGAAAUAUGUUGUUUCUGUUAGAACCCUGGUGCUAAGGUCAUGACAAAAUUCGAAUGCCAAAAUUCGAAUUCUUGGCCAAGAGAAUCAUGUUGAUUGAUUUUAUAUUUUAAGCAGCAGCUCCAAAUACGCUUUCAA